Molecule: messenger RNA, 927 nt
Organism: Sphaerulina musiva SO2202
Lineage: Eukaryota; Fungi; Ascomycota; Dothideomycetes; Mycosphaerellales; Mycosphaerellaceae
Product: acyl-CoA N-acyltransferase
Exons: 1
Coding region: 1-927 (308 amino acids)
Molecular function (GO): acyltransferase activity, transferring groups other than amino-acyl groups
Source: RefSeq, a predicted model, not a curated record
AUGUCUUCAUCAGCCUCAAGUCCACUCACCCUUCAGAUCCGCCCUGCAACGGAAGCAGACAUCCCUCAAAUCAUAGAAAUACAAUUCUCCGCCUUCGAAGGCGACCCCUACCAAGAGGCCCUCUUCCCAAGUGAUGACUACUACAGCCCCGAAACUCGCCAGGCCGCUGUCGACCGAACUCUCAAAUACUGGAACACGGACCCUACUGCCCGCUGGAUGGUCUGUUGUAGUAGUAGCAAUACUUGUGAAAGUAGCAGUGAUAGUAGUAGUAAGAGUAGCAGCAGCAGCAGCAGUAGUAAAACACACCCCGCCUCCACCUCAUCCUCCUCCCUAUCCCCAUCAAACACCCAUAUAAACAGCAACAUCAUCAUCAAAAAUCCCCAAAACACCCCCUCCACCACCACCACACAAUUCCCCCAAGACCGCCCAAUCCUCGGCUUCGCCCUCUGGAACAUCUACGCUCACCCCCGGCCCCGCUCCGAAUGGGCCCAACUCCCGACAGUAGACUGGUGCAGCGGCCGACAAGCCGAAAUCGCUCAAAAUUUCCUCUCCAUGAACGCGCUUCUGCGACAAAGAAUCUGGCAAGGCAGACCAUAUAUCCUCUUGAACUUGUUAUGUGUGCAUCAACGGUUUCAACGGAGAGGAGUGGGCAUGGAAUUGGUGCGAUGGGGCAUCAUGGAAAUGGAGAAGUUGGGGUUGGCGAUGUAUUUGGAAGCAAGUCAGGCGGGGUUGGGGUUGUAUCGGAAGCUGGGGUUUCGAGAGGUGGAUGUGGGGGUGGUGAGGGCGGAGGAGUGGGAUGGAGAUCAUGAAAGGAGAUAUAUUGCUAUGGUGAAGGAUUCUGCGAUCACAGGGAAGGAAGAAGAAGGAGAAAAAGAAGAAGAGGAACAGGAAGGAGAAGCAGAAGUGAAAGUAGGUGAGAGGGCUUGA